AUGGCUCCCAAAAAGAAGCAACAGCAGACUAUGUCCCUGGGGGACUUUCUGACUGAUUCCGGUUUUGGUGGUGGUUCCUGGGCUGAUGAGGUCGAGGAGACAUAUGUUACUGGCACUCAGCCCCUCCCCUCGAGCGACCGACCCCGCCCUGGUGGCGCUACUUCGUCCUGGCAGGACCGAGGCUAUUCUAUUCGUGAGAGUGUUCCCCAGUCGAUUCCUGAGCGUCCUCCGUUCACUGCUCAUCUUGGAAACCUCUCUUACGAUGCGACGGUUGAAUCCGUCACCGAUUUCUUCGCUGGCAGCGAAAUUGUUAGCGUCCGAAUCAUCGAGGACCGCGAAUUGCAGCGUCCCAAAGGGUUCGGUUAUGUCGAGUUCACCGAUGUCGAGGGUCUCAAGAAGGCCCUUCAGCUUGAUGGAGAGUCCUUCCAGGGACGUAUGAUCAAGAUCAAGGUUGCUGAUCCUCCCCGUGGUGGUGACAGCCGCAUGGACUCUUCCCGCGACCUUAGCGACUGGACUCGCAAGGGUCCCCUGCCUGAUCUUCCCAACCGUGGUGGCAAUCGUCAGCCCUCCGAGUUCGGUAGUGAGCGCAGAAUGCGCGAUCCUGCUCUCGAGUCGAAUCGCGGGCCUGCUCGCGAGAUGAACUGGGAGCGUCGCGGCCCUCUCGCACCGCUCCCGCCCCAAGAAUUCGGUGGUCGCGAUGGCAGCCGUCCUCCUCGCCCUGCCCCCGAGGGCAUGGGUGAGCGCAGCGAAUCGUUCCGUGGCCCCCGCCCGGAUCGACCAGAGAGACCCGAGCGAAGCCCCACCGCCGCCGAGAAGGACUUUCAAUGGCGAGACCGCAUGCGCCCGGAUGCCGGAAAGUCGUCGCCUUCUCAGGAGGCAGGCGAGGAUUCUGCGGCUCCCGCUCCUGCUACUGCUCCGGCUCCCGCGCCCGCUCCUGCUAGCCGCCCCCGUCUGAAUCUUCAGAAGCGUACCGUCACUGAAUCUACCGAUGCCGGCACGCCCGCCCCCGACUCCAAGGCUAGCCCCUUUGGCGCUGCCCGUCCCAUUGACACCGCCUCUCGCGAGCGUGAACUUGAAGUGAAGCGCCAGCAGGCGAUCCAAGAGAAGCGCGAGGCUGAUGAAAAGGCAAAGGAGGGGCGCCGCCUGGCCAAACAGGCUGCCAAGGAGGCCGAGGCUGAGGCCGAGGCCAAGGCAGCCGCUGCCGAAGAGGAGGCACCCGCCGCUACCGAGACCAAGGAAGCUGAGGAGAAAGAAGAUGACGCGGAGAAGCAGCUGCCCGUGCGUACUCGCGAGCCACGUGAGCCACGCGAGAACAAAGAGGGUGCCCCCAAUCUUAAGUCGAGAGCUGCCGAAGCUGGAAACUGGAGAUCGGCCUCUGGUGAGCAGCGCGGCCCUCGUGGCGGCGGCCGCGGCGGUCGUGGCGGUGCUUCCCGAGGCGGCCGCAAUGAUACCCGUGGACCCCGUGCCAACGGCGGUAGCGCUCAGCAAAGCUCUGCUCCCUCCGAGGCCGGUGAUGCCACUACUGUUGACGAGGAUGGCUGGACCACUGUGCCCAACAAAAAGGGACGUCAGGGACGUCCUUGA
Molecule: messenger RNA, 1584 nt
Organism: Cordyceps fumosorosea ARSEF 2679
Lineage: Eukaryota; Fungi; Ascomycota; Sordariomycetes; Hypocreales; Cordycipitaceae
Product: translation initiation factor eIF4B
Exons: 7
Coding region: 1-1584 (527 amino acids)
Molecular function (GO): RNA binding
Source: RefSeq, a predicted model, not a curated record